AAUGUCAGAAUCCUAAUCAAAACAUUCUAGUAAAAAUGUAUAUUAUUUGUAUCUUGCGGUUCUUUGAACUGGAUUGAAAGCAUAUGUGCACAUAUGUACGUCAUCAUUCUGUCUCGAUUUGUUUGUAGUUUAGAUUAAUCUGCAGCAUAUAAAUCUCAGCAUGUACUUUCCCUGGUAUGUACUUCCCACCACUCGCGCCAAGAUGACGCUUUGCUUGCGUUGGGUAAUUCCAGUCUUGUAGCACGCAUUGUAGAUGAUCGCAGUGAGUGACCGAACGCCGGGAUAUAAAGAGACGCAGACUGCAAUUAUUAACAUUUUGCACAGUAUACUUCACCAUGCGGAUUAUUCAAUGGAUAUUCAGAUUAUUAAUAGUUUAUGUGUGCAUUGAUUCUGGAUAUGCACAAACUUAUGGUUGUGGAUUAGAGAGAUUUCGAUGUUCCAAUGGAGAGUGUAUAGCUGGCGAAUUAUUAUGUGAUGGCACACCAAACUGUAGGGAUUCGUCUGAUGAGACAGAAGUCGAGUGUACAAAGCCAGAGAUUCUAUGUCCUAGGUAUGCUUUUCGUUGCAAUUACGGUGCCUGUGUAAAUGGAGAUUCCGUAUGUAAUGGUGUCCAAGAUUGCAUUGACAACAGCGACGAAACGCAGUGCACAAAAAAUACAACAAACAAUCAAACAAGACCUACAAGUAGACCUACAAGUAGACCUACAAGUAGACCUACAAGUAGGCCUACAAAUAGACCUAUAAAUAGAUGUACUACAAAUCAAGUUCCAUGCGAUAACGGCGAGUGUAUUCAUAAAGACAAUAUGUGUAAUGGAGUUCGAGAUUGUGCAGAUGGUUCCGACGAAACGUCUGAAAAAUGCAGAUUAGUAUACUGUCCUCCGACAGCUUUCCGUUGUACUUAUGGAGCCUGUAUUAAUGGUGAUUUACGAUGUAAUGGAGUAGUUGAAUGCGUCGAUGGAUCAGACGAAGAUUCAAGAUGUAGUGAAACUGAAUGGCCGUCACCUUUACCGACGCUACGACCAACAACGGAAACAACACGAUGGCCGACUCCAACACCAACACCAACACGUGGCACAAAUACUUGCAGAGCACCUCCACAACCGCAGAACGGUCGUUGGAAAUUACAUCGAUCGCAAUGUUCAGGUGGACAGGAUUGUAACGUUCCAGAGGGAACAGUACUGGGAUUAGGAUCUUAUCUCAUCUAUUCUUGCGAUACGGGAUAUAAGUUAAGAGGUCCGUCUGAUGUGAGCUGCAGCUUCGAAGGAAAAUGGCUUAAUAUACCAGUUUGCACAGAAAUACGCUGUAAAGCUUUGACUACAGCAUCAAUCGAAGCUAGAUGUACAUACAAUGCUGAAUGGAUAUCUUGUGGAUCUCCAGUUCCACCAAGAACAACAGCGAUAUUGGAAUGUCAAAAUAGUUAUCAACCUGAAAGUAAUCUACUAUCCGGACAAAGAAAGAAUGUGAAAUGUAAUGUAAAUGGUCAUUGGGAACCAGAACCUAUGCGAUGCAUUCCAGGUCCGCUCAUGAUAAAUAUUUACAUUAAUAACACUAAACUUACAUUUCACACCACUUUUGAUAGAAACGCUACGUUUAUUGAAGUUUUGGAUGACAGAGUCGUUAUAUAUACGAGUGCCAACAAUUCAAAUUAUCCAAAUAUAGAUAUUAGAGUAUCAAAAUCAAAUAAUAAUAUAGCAACAGAUGAACCAUGGGCAUGUUAUUACGCCGUGAUGAAAUACGCCGUUUCUCCAAUCGAAAUCUUUAUUGUAGUAUGCGGUACUCUUCCUCCCAACAUUAAACCGACCGUUGUAGGCGGUAGACAGCCGAAUAUCACAGAAUUUCCGUGGCAUGCUACGAUGUAUCGCGAUGCACCAGGCGGGUCGAAGAAAUUUUUCUGUGGAGCGUCUAUUAUUCAAGAGAAUCUCUUGAUAACGGCUGCUCAUUGUGUAUAUGAUGAGAGGAAUACGCAACUGAUCAAUGCCAGAUCAAUUUAUAUAUUAACGGGAAAUAUCUUUCGUGAUUACGAUUAUGAUUUUCAUGAUCCAAUCCUCGUUAAAAAGAAUCAGGUGGAACGUAUUUACAUCGUACGUAAUUAUCUAGGACUUACAGGAAAUUACGACUCGGAUAUCGCAAUAUUAGAACUCGUUAGUCCAUUUGUAUUAUCAACUUGGUUGGUUCCUGUAUGCAUAGAUAUUUUAAGCAGUACAAGUGUAUUGGAAGCAGGUUCUCUUGGAAAGGUAGCAGGAUUUGGUAGAACCGCAUUCGGUGAAUCUAGCGCAGUUUUACAAGCUCUAACAGUACCUGUAAUUCCACCCAGUCAAUGCAGAUCCGCUAGCCAAAAUGCUAAUACAGAACGAUUUAUCACCAAUGAUAAGUUUUGCGCAGGUUAUACAAAUGGUUCUUCUAUCUGCGAUGGUGACAGUGGCGGCGGAUUAGUCUUUAAAACUAAUAGUUUGUGGUAUCUUCGAGGCAUUGUUAGUGUUUCCCUCGGCACGAUACAAAAGGAUGGAAAUUGGUUUUGCGACAAUAACUUGUAUUCCUUAUAUACAGAAAUAUCUAGGCAUAUUUCAUGGAUACAAGAUGUAAUUACAAAAAUAGAACAAAAUCAGACGGAUAUAUUAUGCUCAAAUGAAUCUCAUACAAGAUGUUCCUAA
Molecule: messenger RNA, 2651 nt
Organism: Cyphomyrmex costatus
Lineage: Eukaryota; Metazoa; Arthropoda; Insecta; Hymenoptera; Formicidae
Exons: 8
Coding region: 336-2651 (771 amino acids)
Biological process (GO): proteolysis
Molecular function (GO): serine-type endopeptidase activity; protein binding
Source: RefSeq, a predicted model, not a curated record